Ziziphus jujuba (common jujube) is the source of this 4108-nucleotide messenger RNA. RefSeq lists its product as uncharacterized. Gene Ontology annotation, cellular component: EARP complex. Gene Ontology annotation, biological process: endocytic recycling; retrograde transport, endosome to Golgi. The coding region runs from base 281 to 3640 and encodes 1119 amino acids. The transcript has 25 exons. Gene Ontology annotation, molecular function: SNARE binding. NCBI's taxonomy places the organism in Eukaryota, Viridiplantae, Streptophyta, Magnoliopsida, Rosales, Rhamnaceae. The record is from RefSeq and is a predicted model, not a curated record.
GAAAGAGGAAGAGAAAGCAUGGCAUAGAGUCUACAGGCUAAUGAGAGAGCUGUCCAAAGUCUACGAAAGCCCAAAGGAAUUAUACCCAACAACCAAAAAAACAUAAUUACACCACCACCACAGACCGACUUGACUCACACCCUUCCCAUUUUCCUCAAAAAAACCAGCGAGACGGACACUCCGAAUCAGAUCUCUCGGUUGACGCCAAAUCGUUCACAGUCAGAGUAUUGUCCUUGAGAUGGGCUUAGAGGUCCUUGAUCUUGGCGAUUCCAGUUGAGAAAUGCAGCCGAAUUUGUUCCCUUUCGGUAGCGCUUUCGGGAAUCCAUUUAUCUUCAAUGGUGGCGAUUUGACCAGCCAAGCAGGGUUUGACAGCUCCAGGAUUUUGUUUUUGGUCCCAUUUUUGCUUUUUCAAGGAGACGGAAUGGAUUUGUCCAAGGUUGGCGAGAAGAUUUUGAGCUCAGUUAGGUCUGCUAGAUCGCUCGGUCUUCUUCCUUCUCCUUCCGAUCGACCCGAGGUCCCUGCUCGAGCUGCAGCUGCUGCUGCUGUUGCUCGUGCUCUUGCUGGUCUGCCCCCUCAUCAACGAUUUAAUCUCUCAUCAAGCUCUGAAGAGCUGAGUGCUAUAUAUGGAAGCAGACCUCAUGGUCAAGUAGUGGAGGAGCUAGAGGAAGAAUUCUAUGAAGAGGAAUUUGAUCCAGUUAGGCAUAUAUUAGAGAAUAUUCCACCUGAAGAAAAUGAGCUGACCUAUUUUGAGAAACAGGCUGCUCUUAGAUUAGCCCAAUUGGAUAGAGUAGCAGAACGUUUAUCCCACCAUGUUAUGGAGCACCAUGAAGUAAUGGUGAAGGGGAUGCAUUUGGUUAGGGAAUUGGAGAAAGACUUGAAGGUGGCAAAUGUCAUCUGUAUGAAUGGGAGGAGGCAUCUAACCUCAUCUAUGAAUGAGGUUUCAAGGGAUCUCAUUGUAAAUUCUAAUUCAAAAAAGAAACAAGCUCUUCUGGAUAUGCUUCCUCUUUUAACUGAGCUUCGUCAUGCAUUGGAUAUGCAAGCAGCACUUGAAUUACUUGUUGAAGAAGGCGAUUAUUGCAAGGCAUUUCAAGUCCUAUCUGAGUAUUUGCAGCUAUUGGAUAGCUUUUCAGAGCUUUCAGCAGUACAAGAGAUGAGCCGUGGUGUAGAGGGUUGGCUUGGAAGAACUCUUCAGAAGCUGGAUUCUCUUUUAUUAGAUGUAUGCCAGGAGUUCAAACAAGAAGGCUAUAUUACUGUGGUUGAUGCUUAUGCACUUAUCGGAGAUAUAUCUGGUCUUGCUGAGAAGAUACAAAGCUUCUUUAUGCAGGAAGUUAUAUCAGAAACCCACACUGUAUUGAAGAACAUUGUGCAAGAGGAUCAGGAAGUAAACACACAGAACAGUCGACUUACUUACAGUGACCUUUGCCUUCGGAUACCUGAGUCCAAGUUUAGGCAUUGCUUGCUAAGAACACUUGAUAUCCUCUUUAGGUUGAUGUGUUCAUAUUAUGAAAUCAUGGGUUUUCAGCUGGAGGAUAAGGAUUCGACUAGUAAAACUUCAAAUAGCUUGUGGAAGGAAAAUGACGGCUCUAGGAGUUUAGGAGAGGUUCAAAAUACUGAUUUGGCUUGCAAUUCCCCAAGAUUUAAUGGUAUUCUUACUGAAUCACUGGAAAGAGUGCCUGGUUCGUCUUUUACAGAGUCUACGAGUGCAAACACUUCUGAUGGGGCUACAGGAACAAGUACUUGUGGCCUAAUAAGUGAGGCUAGGAAGGAUGACAGUCCAACAUCAACCAGUGGAUCUCCGUGGUAUCAGUUGCGUAAAGAUGCUACAGCAUUUGUUUCACAAACCCUUCAGAGAGGACGCAAGAAUCUUUGGCAUCUCACAACCAGUCGUGUAUCUGUUUUGCUUUCUUGUCCUGCUACUUGUUCUGCUAGCAUUCACCAAUUCUUAAAAAACUAUGAAGAUUUGAGUGUCUUCAUCUUGGCUGGGGAAGCAUUUUGUGGAAUUGAAGCUGUUGAGUUCAGGCAGAAACUGAAGGUUGUAUGUGAAAAUUAUUUUGCAUCGUUUCAUCGACAGAAUAUAUAUGCAAUUAAAAUGGUUUUAGAAAGAGAAAAUUGGAUGCCAAUGCCACCUGAUACGGUGCAAGUAAUUAGUUUUGCGGGGCUUGUUGGUGAUGGAGCACCUCUACUUGUUGAUGGUAACUCUACUCGUGCUAGGAUGCUCCUUUCUGACAACUCUCAAAAAUUGGUAGAUACUGGUGCCAAGAAGAGUGGAUUUGCUAAUUGGCUAAAAAAUGGAAACCCAUUUUCAGUCAAAUUGCUUCCGACUUCUAAAGAAGGUCAAAGUCCAACACAUCUUAAUGGGGCAAUCCAUGGUGAAUUUGAUGGAAGUUUUGCUGACAAUUUGUGUGGUGAUAAGGUCUCUCCAAAAAAGAGUGAUGUUAGUCAUUUAAAUGGCACUAAUUCUGUUCUGGAAGAAGAAAAUGAAGAUCUUCUUGCUGACUUUAUUGAUGAGGAUAGUCAACUCCCAAGCAGAAUUUCAAAACCUAAACUUGGAAGAAGUCAUUCCGCAAAUUUGGAUGAUGAAGAGAAUACAGCUCAAACAGGGUCAUCGAUUUGUCUUCUAAGGUCAAUGGAUAAAUAUGCAAGGCUCAUGCAGAAGUUAGAAAUAGUCAAUGUAGAGUUCUUUAAGGGAAUAUGCCAGUUGUUUGAGGUAUUUUUUCAUUUUGUAUUUGAAACGUUUGGUCAACAUAAUGCAAAUUCAGGAGGAAAAGGCUCAACUGACUCUAUUAAUUAUCGCCUGAAGACAGCCUUAUCCAGAAUAACUCAAGAUUGUGACCAAUGGAUAAAAGCCUCAUCCUCUUCACCUGCGGCUUCAAUUGCAUUUACACAUGCAGAGAUCACGCCAAGUCCUCCCAGUGCAAAUUUUGGUCAUGCACCAGGAACAUCCUUUGGCCUCAAGGAAAGAUGUGCAGGUGCUGACACUAUAUCUCUUGUUGCUCGAAUGUUGCAUAGAUCUAAAGCUCAUCUCCAAUCCAUGCUUCUUCAGAGUAAUGCUGCUGUGGUUGAAGAUUUCUAUGUGCAUCUGGUGGAUGCUGUACCUGAUCUUGUAGAGCAUAUUCAUAGGACAACUGCAAGACUACUGCUCCACAUUAAUGGGUAUGUUGAUCGGAUUGCCAAUGCCAAGUGGGAAGUAAAAGAGCUUGGACUAGAGCAUAAUGGGUACGUUGAUCUGUUAUUGGGAGAGUUCAAGCAUUAUAAAACCAGACUCGCUCAUGGAGGCAUUCGCAAGGAGGUUCAAGACCUGCUCUUACAAUAUGGACUUGAGAUUGUUGUUGAAACUCUCAUUGAAGGUCUAUCACGUGUGAAGAGGUGUACUGAUGAAGGGCGGGCACUAAUGUCGUUGGAUCUUCAGGUUUUAAUCAAUGGUCUACAGCAUUUUGUCCCCAUGAAUGUUAAGCCAAAGUUACAAAUAGUUGAAACCUUCAUUAAGGCUUACUACCUUCCUGAAACUGAAUACGUGCACUGGGCUCGUGCACACCCGGAAUAUACUAAAAAUCAAAUCGUUGGGUUGGUCAACCUUGUCGCCACGAUGAAAGGUUGGAAGAGAAAAACCAGGUUUGAAGUGCUGGAAAAGAUUGAAUGAGCCAGCAUGUAAAGUCGGAUAACCUAGUAAGGUUUCAGGCGCAUAGAUUUUUACAUGUUGCUUUCUCUUUUACUUUAUUCUGAAUUUCUUUACUUUUUCGUUUCUCUCUCUCUCUCUCUCUCUCUCUCUCUCUCUCUCUCUUUUGGUCUUUAUAAGUCUAAAUGUAUAUUUUGAUCUUCUGCUAUUUUGUAGUGUAGAUCUCAAGGGUGUAUAUCUUCCAAUAUCUCAGUUUGUAAUAUAUGGUCUUUCCCUGUAGGGGGACCUCAAAUGUAACUUUGGAUCACAAAAUGCCGAAAUAAUGAUAUUCAUGAAUAGUGAUGGAAGAAAAAGAAACUAAAAAUAAUUAGUUUACACAUUUUAGUUAAACAAUCCACGUUCAGCUAUUGAAGUAUAUGAGAAAGAUGAAUCUUUCUCAAUUGUAAAACUGUAUAUCAAUUCUAAAGCAUCUUUUCAAGCUAUUAGCUGUUA